Molecule: messenger RNA, 903 nt
Organism: Morchella importuna
Lineage: Eukaryota; Fungi; Ascomycota; Pezizomycetes; Pezizales; Morchellaceae
Exons: 2
Coding region: 1-903 (300 amino acids)
Source: RefSeq, a predicted model, not a curated record
AUGGAUACGAUACCACUGCUUCCAGACUCCUGGUCGCCAACACCGGUUGAAGUUGUAGAUGAUAUAGUUGGCUUCUUGAUACAGAACCCAGAAAGAAGCUUUGCUGAAGUCGUCAAUCCUAAUGUUGGAUCCGGACUUGGGGGGUUAGGUAUAGACCGGGGAGAUACGGUAGUGAAGCUUUCUGUUACUGGAAACCCCUUCUAUGCUAGUCUCGAUGCUGAUUUUCAAUUCGAACGAAACAUACGAAUAGGGGUUCCGCAGGAUCAGAAAGACGUACUGGGACUCGAGGCAGGGAUGGUGGGGAUUUCUCCUAGUAGGAUUAUCCUACAUCACAAUCCCAAAAUUGGAUAUGAAUCUCGAGAGACAAUAAAGGAUGCAGGGUCUCACACAACAGGGUCUAGAGAACUACGAACACGGGCUCAUUUAGAGCUCACACCCAUGAACAUCAGAGGAACCAGGGACCCGCAGAGAACUGGAGGCGGCAUUGGUGAAGCUGUCAUGGGAGGUUUUUCGAGGGCUGCUCCGGAGUUUGGUACUCAGGUUUCGGGCAUGUUUGAUACUUCCGACAACUUGACCCUAAAUGACCAGGUAGAUAGUCAUGUCCGUUUAGCACUUUUUAAAAGAAAGCCAGAGCAUGACUAUAGAACCCAUUGGCAGACAGAAGAUGAAGGCGAGGGGCAAGUUGACAAUGGCAAUUGUAAAGAGGAUGAGAAGGAAGAUGAGGAGGAAAUCGCCCCAGCCAAAUUAAGGAAUAAAACACCUCUACCGUCAGCGCCCCGCUUAGAGAGGCUCAAGAUUAGUCUUGGUGAAGAGAUUGCAGACUCCAAAGGCUACUUAGAGGGCUGUUUGGUUUACGACGACUUUGGAAGGAAAGUUAUGGGAUACAAGCUGGAUCCAUUCUAA